This is a messenger RNA of Chenopodium quinoa (quinoa), 1887 nucleotides long. RefSeq names its product protein FAR1-RELATED SEQUENCE 5-like. NCBI's taxonomy places the organism in Eukaryota, Viridiplantae, Streptophyta, Magnoliopsida, Caryophyllales, Amaranthaceae. Gene Ontology annotation, molecular function: zinc ion binding. The record is from RefSeq and is a predicted model, not a curated record. Bases 1 to 1887 code for a protein of 628 amino acids. Gene Ontology annotation, biological process: regulation of DNA-templated transcription. The transcript is spliced from 4 exons.
AUGGUUUAUCAAUCUGAAUUUCGCCAUGAUUCUAAUGCUAGAUUUGUCGAUGAUGCAAAUGAUUAUGAUAUCAACGAUGAAGGUGAAGUCGAGGGUAUCGUAAACCUUAAUGAAGGUUUUACCGAGGCAACUGAAUCAGAAUUAUUUGACAGAAAAGUUAAGUUUGAUGAAGAGGCUUAUGAUUUGUAUAAUAGUUAUGCAUUUAAACAUGGUUUUGGUAUACGUAAAGAUAGGUUGAAUCGUAGAGAUGACAAAGAUAGGACACCUAGGCAACGCUUUUUGGUGUGUUCUUUUGUUGGCUUUAAGCAAGAGAAGAAGCAUGGUGAACAAUCAAAAGUUUACCAAAAGAGGAAUUUCCGCACAGGUUGCAAGGCUCAUAUACAAUUUGAUAUUGAUAAGGUGUCUGGUUUGUAUGUCGUGGUCAAUCACACUAUGGUUCAUAAUCAUAGUAGGGUUGUUGUUUCAAAGAGACAUUUGAUUAGGUCUCAUAGGAAGGUUACUAAUGAACAAGUUGUGAUGAUGAGUAGCUUGACUGAGAGUAGUAUACCUGUUGCUGAUGCAGUGCGUGUUUUAAAACAUCAAGCUGGUGGAGAGGCAAAUCUUUCAUUUCUUUGUAGGGAUGCGUAUGGUGCUUUAUCCCAACAUAAGAAAAUGAUGUUUGACGGUUGUGAUGCAAAGCGCUUGCUUAGCUAUUUUAAGGAGAGGAAAUCUAGUGAGUAUGACUUUUUUUAUGACUUUGAUGUUGAUGAAAAAGGUCAUUUGCAAUCUUUCUUCUUUCGUGAUAAUAGAAUGAAGGUAGAUUAUGAUGCUUUUGGUGAUUUAUUAGUCCAUGAUACAACGUACCGUACAAACAAAUAUGGUAUGAUUUGUGGACCUUUUGUUGGUAUGAAUCAUCAUAACAAUAAUGUCAUGUUUGGUAUUGGCUUCUUGAUCAAUGAAAAAUGGGAAUCUUUUGAGUGGUUGCUCAAUACUUUUUUGAAAUCCAUGGGUGGCAAACAUCCGGUGACAAUAAUGACUGACCAAGCUCAAGCAAUGGCCAAAGCAAUUAAGGUUGUCUUCCCAAAUUCCAGACAUCGACUAUGUACGUGGCAUAUUGGGGAGAAUGCAAAGAAAAAUAUCAAAGGACUUAGAGCAAAGGAAGGUUUUAAUGAUUUGUUUGAUAUUGUUUUGAACAUGCAGAAAACGUACAAAUGCACAGAUAAUAAAUGGCUGCAAAAUCUGUAUAAUAUCAAAGAGAUGUGGUGUCCUGCAUAUUCCAAAGAUUAUUUUAGUGGCGGUGUUAUGUCAUCUCAGAGGAGUGAAACUACUAACAAAUCAGUUUCCCGUCGACUACAUGCCACUCAUGGUCUAUGUGAUUUCUACACUACUUUUAUUGAGGUUGUUGAUGAGUGGAGGAGUAGAGAAGGUAGUAAUGAUUAUGAUAGUAUGACUGGAAAUCGUCAUAUAGUUUGGGCAGAUAUUGGAUUGUUGGAGCAUGCAAGGAAGAUUUAUACUAUUCAAAUCUAUUUACAUUUUGAAGACAAUUUUGUCAAUGGUGUUCCCUGCACGGCAAAGGUAAUAGGAUUUCAACCUCCACUUUAUGAAUAUCAUGUUGGGCAUCCAAAAAAGGAUUUGAUCAUGCAUACUGUUGCAUUUGAUGAAUCAACAGUUACAGUUGAUUGUACUUGCAAAUAUUUUGGUGAGGUAGGUUUGUUGUGCAAGCACUCACUUCGUGUCUUACACUUAAACAACAUUACUUAUAUCCCAAAGAGAUACAUUUGCAAGAGAUGGACAAAAGCUGCUAUGUGCACUAGAGUUGAUGACAAUGAUGUUGCUGAAAUGGGUGUCACUCCUUGUAGUGUAUGGAGAUUGUAUCAUAUUCGUACAUUUAUCACACUUGUAGAUUGA